AUGAGUAACAUUUACAUACAAGAACCACCUGCAUUGGGCAAGGUGUUAUUAAAAACUACAGCGGGAGAGAUUGACAUAGAACUAUGGACGAAGGAGGCUCCGAAGGCUUGUCGCAACUUCAUACAGCUGUGUAUGGAAGGAUAUUAUAAUGGUACAAUAUUCCACAGAGUUAUACCAGGGUUUAUCGUGCAGGGUGGGGACCCCAACGGUGAUGGUACGGGUGGAGAGUCCAUCUAUGGUGCCCCUUUUAAGGAUGAGUUCCAUUCCCGUCUCCGCUUCAACCGGCGAGGUUUAGUAGGCAGUGCGAACGCGGGCAAGGAUGACAACGGCUCACAGUUCUUCUUCACGCUAGCUGCAACACCAGAGCUGCAGAACAAACAUACAAUCUUUGGGAAAGUCACUGGAGAAACAAUAUACAACGUCUUGAAACUGUCGGAGGGUCUAAUAGGCCCCGAUGACCGACCAGACCAUCCCCACAAGAUUACAAGCACAACGGUACUUAUCAACCCUUUCACUGACAUCGUGCCGAGGGUACAAGAGACCAGAGAAGAAGAUAAACCUAAGAAGAAGAAGAAGGAACGGGUUGGGGUUAAGAACUUUGGUCUUCUCUCAUUCGGUGAGGAGGCUGAAGAAGACGAGGGUGAGGCUGCGGAGUACAGAGGGAAGCCCAAGUCUACGCACGACCUGCUGGAAGACCCCAAGUUGAGCAGUAAAACUGCUGCCGAACUAGAAUUAGAAGAACAAAAACCAUUACCCGAGCCCACAGAAGAAGAAAAAGAAGAGAAAGUAAAAGAAACAGCAGCAACAGUAAGCAAUAUAAGAGAUAAAUUGAGUUCUAAGAAGCGUGGGAAGUCUCUAGAAGGAGAUAGUAAGAGACAGAAGACGGAAGAUAAAAGAUCUAAGAAGAAAGAAGAGAAAAGAGUUGAAGAGAAGAAAGAAGUUUCGGAUAGUGAUUCGGAGAUUGAAGAGUAUUAUAUUGGGAAGGAGAAGAAUGAUGCGAGGCAGAAGGAAAAAGAAAGAAUACAAAGCGAAAUAAAGCAGCUGCGAAAAGAGAUGAAGAAUUCAAAAGAAGAGAAGAUAAAAGAACAGAAUUUGAAAGAACAGACUGCAAAUGAAGAUGGUAAAGGCGACAAGAAGUCGGCAGAAGACAAUGAAAUGUACCAGAAGUAUGUAGAAGAACAGGAGAAGUAUAGAAAGAUGAAGGAGAAGUUGCCUAAGAAGGGUGCUGCCAGAAACCCGCGCACGAAGCAGCCUAAACAAGUCCACAAGCGAAAACCAUGGGUCAAGAACUUGUACGAAAACCGUGAAUAUCCAGACAACUAUACCGAUAAAAAUUUCCUCCAAGAACUACGCAAAAAUUUGAACAUUGAAAAAGUAACUUUACCGCAAGCUAUUCAAGGCUCAUUUCGAGUCGCACUACGCUUAUGUAUAUGUGUAUUAUACGCUAUUAUAUACGUCUAUAUGUAUAACAACUGGGUUCACACAUACACAGUAAUAUACACGUCCAUUACAGCUACUUUAUUCAGCUAUUUUCUGUAUAUAUGUUUCGCUGGGUCCGCCAUUUUGAGGCAUUUAAAGACUGUUCUAGUGUACCUAAGUAUUGGUUAUUUACUGUCUCCGAUUUUGCAUACUUUAACGGAUACAGUAAGUACAGACACAAUAUAUGCUUGGGCUGUGAUCAUGAUGAUCAUUCAUUUGAUAUUUUUUGACUAUAAUGUACCUGCAGCCUUAGUUUCGAAGUCUUUAUCAAUUAACGCCGCCAUAUUUGCCUCCGUAUGCCUCGUUUCCCGACUUUCGACGCCUUUUGACGCGUUCGUGCUGCUAACAAUCUCCGUCAUACUAUUUGUGUUAAGCCCUCAACUGUUUAAAACAAUUUUGCAUACAAAAUUGUUCAAUAUCAUAUAUAUAGUUACUCUUAUAUUUACAAUUGUGGGUUUAUAUAGCGUCUCAAUCACAUUGUUGUGUUAUUUCGCGAUUGUAGUCUUUAUUCUUACUUGUUAUUGUCCAUUUUUGUUUGUAUAUUGGCAGAAAUAUAAGGAUAAUAAAUAUGGGCCGUGGGAUGAGGCUGUGAUCAAUGAUUCUGAUGACUUGGAGGAGUGUUUGUAUGUUAAAUCGUAG
This is a messenger RNA of Spodoptera littoralis (African cotton leafworm), 2118 nucleotides long. Lineage: Eukaryota; Metazoa; Arthropoda; Insecta; Lepidoptera; Noctuidae. The record is from the annotation of a GenBank genome assembly.